AUGAAAACGCACGUAAUGGUAACUGCCAACUGUGGAGAAGUGGAAGGGGGAUCAAAUGACUCCUCAGAUUCUGCCACUGUCGACAUGGACGAAACGUACAGCAGGAAGAAAUCCAAAUGGAAUGGGAGGAAAAUAUUUAUGAGGUCAUCAUCAUCUUCGCGCUUUUCAAUCAAUUCUUGUGAUUCAGGGAAGAGCAACUACUCCUGUUACUAUUUGAACUCAGAUUGUUUCUUAAAAAAUGUAAGUAUUUGCAAAAAGUGUCUUUUUACUUAUUUUGAAUUUAAUAACGUAACGAAUGUGAUUUAUAUGAGACAUGGUGCUAGAACCCCCAAAAAGAAAAUCCGAAAUGUAUGGCCAUUCAAAGAAGGGAAAGGCGAUUUGACAUUUUUGGGAUUUCAACAAUCUCUCAAAAUUGGAAAAUACUUGAGGAAGUAUUAUUAUAGCAUGAGAAAAUUAAACAAAAUUUAUAACGGCAACUGUAACUUGUCAAGUAAAGAGAGUACGUUAUUCGACUCGGGUACAUCUGGAAAUAUGCAUAUGGAAGGCGCCACUUUGGAUAAACAAAAGAGGAAGAAGAGGCAGAACGCAAAGCAUGAAUCGAACCCGGAUGAGGAGCGUGAGGAAACGCACAGCACAUCAGUACAAAUGGCAGAAAAGACGAAGAUGGAGAGGAUGGAAAAGAUGGAGAGGAUGGAAAAGAUGGAGAGGACGGAAAAGAUGGAGAGGACGGAAAAGAUGGAGAAGACGGAAAAGAUGGAGAAGACGGAAAAGAUGGAGAAGACGGAAAAGAUGGAGAAGAAGAUUUUGUUGAAAUGGGUGUGCAGGCAGAGAAAGGUAAACAAAACAAUCAAAAUGCUGUUGCAUAAAAAGGCGCCUUUUGUUAUACCUACAAGAAAAUUUUCCAAGAAUGUUAACAGGAAAAUGAAAUGGAUCCAUUUUCUGCAAAAAGGAAUGGAAAAAGAAGAACCUAUAGACAUCAAUUUACUCAGGAAUAUGUUCGCAAAUUAUUACGGAAAUAGAAAGGAGAAGAAAAAGAAAAAAAAAAAAAAAAAAAAAAAAAAAAAAAAAGAAGAAGAAGAAGAAGAAGAAGAAAACAAAAAGGACAAUAAAAACAACAACAUGGUUAGUUUUAGAAGUAACCUAAUGGACAUGCCAUCGCGCAAGAGGAAGAAUCGCCCAUCAUAUGAUGAUCUUUUAAAUGGUAGAGAAAACAUGAAAGAUUCUUACAAUAACAGAUGGAAGAUGAUGAGCUCUAUGUUGGGAAAAUCCUCGUCGCAUGAAAUAAUUUGUAAAAAGAAUUACCUGCAGAAACUGCUGAAAAACUUUAAUAUAGAAAAGGAAAAAAGAAAGUAUGACAAACUUAUCAAUCUGAUUAAUAAAUUCGUGUGCAUAAAAACUACAAGUAGUGAAAGAUGCAAAUUAACAGCUUAUGCGAUUAUUUGUGGGAUUCUUGGAAUCACUGAAAAGAUGUUUUUCUUCUUUUUUUUAUUAUCCUUUGAUAGUGAGCCGUCUGAUUUGUACAGACGAGACUUAUGCAAUCGCAACUUAUGCAAUCCAGAUUUCUUUGAUAAAAAUCGACUGAGUAAAGAUGAACUCUUACAGACCAUCAGAAACAGGGGAAAUGUAAAAUAUCCCAUAUUCCUUCCACACAAUCGACAUCCAAACAUUGAAAGCAUCGAUGAGGGGACGAAAAAUGCACACUCUCCAUUGAGUGAGAAGCUACUUUCCAAUAAUAAGGAUUAUCAUUCUGUCGAUUCACACGUGAAGACCGUGUCCCCAAGUCUUGACAAUAAUGAUCUAAUAAAAUGGAACCCAUUUUACACCACAUUUUGUAAUUCCAAUCCUAGUUGCACCCUUCGGAAUAACACUUCUAAGGGCAACACUUCUAAGGGCAACACUUCUAGCGAGACUUACAACCAAAUUGGACGUACAUCUACGUUUCCAAUUUUGAAUUAUCACCUAUUGGGGGAAAAGGCUAGGGGACACUGCAACACAAGUGAGAAUAUACAAUCCAUACCACAUGGAAAAAAUUGCAUGCACAGUUCAGGUAAAAGUGAUAACGAUAACCCAAUUUUACACGGAUUCGAAUAUGAAAGAAACGGAAGAAGGGAAGCUAGUCAUGGCAACAGAUACCCCAACACUGAUAAUCAUCGCAUUGGAGAUGUAAAUAUUUUAAAAAAUUUUGCUUCCAAUUUACCAUUCAAUUGCUAUGAGAAUACAACAGAAGAGAAUCAUGUGAAAAGGAACGAUCAAAAUUUCCUCUUCAGUGAGAGUACAUUUGAUGAUAAUACACAAUUUACACAGAAACAAAAUUAUUACAACGAUUCAGAUGAAAGACAUACAAAAGAUAAAGGAAAAAUGAAAGAAAAACGAGAAGAGGAGGACGUACACAUUGUGAAAUGUGUUAAUUGUAAGAUGGAAAAGUCAUUCAAAAGGGAAGAAAUGUUGAUUAGAAGUGGGCAUUGUAAAGGAGGACAAGAACGAAAAGGAGAGAAUUAUUUUAGAAUGAGAAAUAGCUUAAUAUACAAUAUGAAAGUUUUUUUUGAAUUUGUUAUGAACAGCAAGUGUAAUUCUUAUUUCUUUUACAGCAAGAUGAUGAAAGCCAAAAGUGGAAAUGAAAAAAAGGUAGAAAUGUCUUAUAUUUAUUUUAUUUUUGAACUAUAUAUGCAAUAUAUAUUAAGCGAGAUCUCCGAUUAUAUAGGCUGUUUGAAUGAAUCUUCUCGUGGCACUAAGUAUUAUGUGUGUUGCACAAAGAAGUAUCAAUCAGAGAUGUGUGAAAAACGGCGUCAUAGGGAAGUAGAACCUAAGAAAGAAGUUCAGGAUAAAAGCGACGUGGUGAACAUUAAUUCUAUAUAUGUUUUCAAUGAGAAUACCAAAAUAUGCAAUAAUUAUGCAAUUGUAUGUGACAUCGAGGGAGGUAAACCAAACAAAGGAAAUUAUCAUGACACACAUGGAAAUGAUAGCCAAGAUGGAAAUGUACCAGAUUCGGACAUGGUUGCACAUUCACUUGAAGAUAGGGUGUAUGAAACAGAGAAAGAGGGAAUGCACAGAAAAGCUUCUUCAAUACGCUGCUAUGAUUGUGAGAGACAUGAUGAGAGCGUAGAAAAAGAAGGAGUUACAAACAAUUUGUUGACAUACCUAAUUAGGUACAUUAAAAAUCUUUUCUAUUAUUUGAAAAAUAUAUAUAUUUUAAGUUCUGUUGUAAGUGUAGCAAAGAGAAAUUCCCUAUUGUUGAAAACUUUAAAAUCGAAUAAUCAUUAUAUAAAGGAAUUAAAAAAUCACAUUUUUUAUAAUUCCAAUAUAUACAAAUUGUUAAAUAAUUAUUACAAAGAGGAAAUUUCCAUAGUUUAUUAUAUCACCAAAUGGAAUAGUCGAAAUUACCUGAACAGGUCAGAAUUUUUGCUAAAUGAGACAUGCACACAGAAUGCACCAAAAAGGUCCCCUGCAAAUGAAAGAAAAAUGAAAAAUAGAAUAUUAAACAUUUUAAAAAAACACAAUUCGUCAUUGUACAAGUUGAAGAAAAAAUUAAAUAAAUCCAUUAUUCUUAAGGAUCUUAAAAAGUUAAAUUACUAUUCUGUUAGUUCUACCUCGCUAAGUGUUACAAAUUUUGGACAAAAAAAAAUAAUACAAGAAAAAAUUAAAAAUUUGAGACAUCACUUAUUUUUUAAUAAUAAAAGGAAAAAUAUUAAAAUAAUUAAAAAGUUUAUUAGUGCUUAUGAUGCAUAUGUAUAUCAUAAUGUUCAUCUUGUAUUAGAUUUUCAUAAAGCAUACAAACAUGUGGAGGUUGAUUAUGGUUCUAGUGAUGGGUUAUUACACCCAAUGGUAAGCAUCAAAAAUGGAAAGAAGGAAAAUAUAAAGAACAAAAGAAUUUGGAAUCAUUCAUUCAAUAAUGAUCAUGCCAUAUUGAAUUCAAGAGAAAGUCUUCCCAAUUUAGAGAAUGAUACCUUGUUUAAAUAUACAAUGAAUACACACAACUGUCAAAAUUUACUGUCACAUAGAAUAACAGAAAAUAAUAAAGAUAUAACAGAUGUGAAUGAAAUCAGGUUUAAAAGUCCCCACAACUUAUAUCAAAUUAGAAAUACAGUUUUAACCACCAAAGAGGAGAAGCAGCCAAGGGAUUUCUUUCCACAGAAUUCCGCUCUAUCGAAUGAUGCAUUUGAGGUGAUAAAUUGGACUCAGCGAGAUCCUCAAGAAUGGCACAAUAAUGAGACAGAAGAAGGAAUGGGUAAAAAUGGGCAAGAGAAAUAUUCACAAAACUGCACUACAAAUUUGUUGCACUUGGGGAUUAAGAGCUGCAUGAACAAACCGAGAAUUGAGGAGGAAGAAGAAGAAGAAGAGGCGCACGUGAAUUGUUUUCCCUUGUCUCUAAGAGGAAGAGGAGAAGAGGGCCCUUCCAGUGAUGGUGUCCCUGCUAGAAGUGGUGAAACGGCUAGAAGCCCAAUGCAGACGGAAGAGACAAAGCGAAAAGGGCAGAACAACCAAAAUGUUUCGAAAAAAACCAGCGAAACAUUGGAAAAGAAGGAGAAAAAUAAAGUAAAGACCUUUUACAAAAAAAUAUACGAAUGUUACAAACACAUGUGUGCAUUGGAAUACAGCAAUAAGUAUCUGUCAUGGCUUUGCAGUGGCAUGUCUCUGAUAGAUGUGGCUAUUAACUUUAUGAUAAAUGUCAGACUUUAUGAAAACUUCCAAAAGAAGAAAAUCAAGAGAAACAAAGGGGAAAAAAAGAAAUUUAUUCCUAAAAUUAUACUUUAUUUAACUCACCAAUCUGCCAUUUUAUCUUUCCAGUCUUGUGUAGGUAUUAAAAAAAAUUCCAUGAAAAUUCCUCCCUUUGCUGCUUUUUUAUCCCUCGAAUUAAUGCACAUAAAGAAGAAAGGUGAGAAGAGAGACACACGAGUGCAUAAUAAUGUGCAAAGACAUGACAUGUCCGAGUUGCAUAAUAGUUGUUACUUGAGCCAAGGUAUUAACAGAGAUGAAAAUGAUGAUGAAUCUAUUAGCAAGAGGGAAAAACCUGUUUUUGUAAAGAAGAGCUUAGGAAAAUCGGAUGAUCACAAAAGCGUUGACAAAAGUAAUAUCUCAAAUUUUAUUUAUAAAUAUAACACUGCAAACAUAUUUUGUUGCAAAGAAGAUUGUGUAUGGAAAGUGAAGCGGAUUGGUAUGAAGAGAGGAAGGGAUAAAAAUCGUGCACUUGGAAGAGCGGAAGUUGGGACAGCAGCAGUUGGGGCAGCGGCAAUUGGAAGAGCGGAAGUUGGAACACUUGGAACAGUUGGGGAGAGUGAAAAUUACAAGUGCCAUUUUUCAGACACGACCCCAGUGAAUACAGCAUAUAACACAAUGGUUAAUAAGCCAUUCAUCCAAGCAAGUGAUGCGAAGGAGAAGAGAGAAAAGAAAAACGUGUGCAGGAAAAAAUUCGAAAGCUAUCUGCCCAAGUGUACUAACAAGAUUGAGGACUUUAAAAAUUUGUUUUAUUUAUUAUGCUACAAAAACAGCAACAUAGCAAAUCUGAUUCAGUUAUACAAUAUAUGCUUAAGUGAUAAUUACUCAUACAUAAAAAGUACACAACUCAAGAAUGGGGAAAAUAGGAGGAGGAGAUCUUUUUAUGGGUAUUUUGUCAAAUUUACAUUUAAUCAUCAUUUCCCUCUUAAAUUAAAAAAAAGAAAAUCCAUAAACAAGUAUAAACUGAAUAAGAAGGAGACACGCCCUUCUGAUCUCGCGAAGGGUGAUGUAAAAAGUGAGUUAUACCCCAAUUCGCUACGCAACAAUCAGAAAGGUGAUCAUGUCUUCAAGACUGUAGUUGGACGAAUAUGUGGGGAAGGGCUGGGUAAAGAAGUUGGUGAGGAGGUUGAUAAGGUUUAUAAAGUGUCUGAUGAGGUUCAUAAAGUGGCUCAUGAGGAGGCUGAUGAGGACACUUCUGAAAAGGCUUAUGAAGAGACAGGACAAGUGGUGGACACUCCAUUCAAAGCAGAUAAAAAAGUUGCUGCAAAAUCUGAGAGAUGCACAAAGCGAAUGAGAAAAAAUAUGCCAGAUGACCACAAUCAGAUUAGCAAUUCCAAAGAAAAGAGAAGGGAAAAUCCAGAACUCGAGAAGGAAGAAGAAAAAAAAAAAAAAAAAAAAUUAGAAUCGAAGAAGGAAAAGAUAGCCCAAGGAUGUUGUACGAAAGAAUACCAAGUUCCGUCGAAUGGAGUGGUACGAAAAAGUACAUUAUUUGAUGCGAAUGAGAAAUGUCUCCCAUUGUUCAGAAAAAGUAAAAAAAUGGAGAUGAAGAAGGAGGAGAAGAAGAAGAAGAAGAAGAAGAAGGAGAAGAUUAAGGAGACGAAAGAAGACCCAUGUUGUGAUAUUAGUGUUCCCAGUAAAUACAAGAAUGUGAAAAAUAAGAAGAGUAAUAAGCGAGGAACGAGUAGUCACCUCAGAAGGGAUAAAAUAAUGCAACAGUUGAAUAUGAACAAAUUCAAUUUUGAUUGCAAAUAUGAUAAAUACAUGCAAUAUGUUUACAAUAGUAGCAAUGUGAGGUAUGGAAAAACAUAUUAUAAGCUUAACAAAGAAAGCGAUAUAAAAUUUAGCACCAAAAAAAGUGUCGACAUAAACAAUCGGUUGAUAGAAAAAUCGAAGGAAAGGUUAAACGGAGCGGGAAGUUCAUUUUCGAGCACAGAAAAUACACAUGACGAAUUCGAAGUGGGAAAUGGAAAGUUUAAGUCUCUAUGGAAAGGGAAGAAUGCGGGUGCACAUAAUGCAACAAGUGGGGUCAACUCAACAGGUGGAGUAAACUCAAUAAAUGUGAUGAAUUUUUCCAGUGUGGAGAAUGAUGAUGAGGAGCAACAGGAGGAGGGGAAAACAAAUAGGCCUAGGUCAGACCACAUCGACAAUUUGAAGAUAAACGAAAGAGAAACAAAACACGCAAAUGAUAUGACCAUGGGGUACAGUUUUAAACUUCCAAAGAAAAACAUUGCGUCUAAGUUGUUUAUAAAUAGGAUGAUUUCUAAAACGGAGAGAAAAGCAAAGUCGGGUUCUAAUAGGAAGAAAGACGAAAGUGACAAAAGGAAUUAUCAAAAUGAGAAUAUUAUUUGCUUAGAUUGCUUGAUUAGCUAUUUGAGGAAGAUGCUCAAGGUUUAUGGUAACCCAGAGAUGCUGUAA
Plasmodium gonderi is the source of this 7128-nucleotide messenger RNA. RefSeq lists its product as hypothetical. The transcript has a single exon. The coding region runs from base 1 to 7128 and encodes 2375 amino acids. Lineage: Eukaryota; Apicomplexa; Aconoidasida; Haemosporida; Plasmodiidae. The record is from RefSeq and is a predicted model, not a curated record.